CUUCUGUUUUUUUUGCAUUAAUUUUCUGAAAAUCGUUGCCAGGAUAGGAUCGGUAGCUGUGUGCAUUGAUUGUGUCGAAGCUGAUCUCACCCGGUUGUCAGCAGGGAAGAGGACCGCCGAAGACUGUUACCGAGCAGGUUCCGGACUAUGCGGAGAGAUGUAGAUUGUAUCGAUGUUUACUUAUUUACACUAAUACUUUUUAACAGACUACAUCUAUUAUUUGUGCCGGUCCUAUUUUACAGAGAAAACGGAGGAUGCAGAGACGUCAGGAUGAGAUAGCUUUCCAAGAAGACAACCUGUUAGAACAUUCGCUGAGAAGACUACGAUGGAUUCGGACUUGAACCAAAUGAACUACCUAAAGCAGGAAGAGCUUCGUGCGAGACAAAAGAAGCCUUCUCCUGGGCGAGAAGAUCUGGGCGAAAUUCGGAUUUCGCGCUAAGCUACGUCGCUGCUACGGGCCUACGCGAUUCGCGGGGUUGCACGACGCCAAUCAAGCGCCGGGAGGCCUCGCUCCCGAAAAGCAAUGUGACCUGUGCAUUCCUCGCCGCGGCCUGCCAAAAUCAUUUGCGUUGUGGCACGAACUUGAUGAAGAUUGUGAGAGGACGCAGGAUCCAUUGGAGGACAAAGAACGAGCUAUCGAUAAUGAAAGUGAGCGGAAAUAGAGAAAGGAGCUGAGAGAAGCUAUCGAAGGGAGAAAGAGGAAUCGCCGUUGCACGAGAUGACAGCGUCUUAUUCUGAGAUAUCGUUUGAUUCGCAAUCUUCACCACCCAUCUCUGAAUUGAGAUCACUCAUUGAUUCUCCAGAUAUUGACAGCGGAAAAUUUCUAAAUGAUAGUUUAGAGAAAAUAAGAGGAGCUGGUCAUAGACCGGAUCAAUUAAAUUUGAGAAGUAGAGACGGCAGUCCAACAGAAGUCGACGAUCCACCGAGUUAUCAUAAAGCUAUAGGUUACCUGCAAUUGGAGGGAAGAGUAAUGCAAGAUGGAGAUAUGGUGUUAUUUGUAACUGAAAAUCUGGAGAACAAGAUCAAAUUGUCGAGUCCUGUGACUAAAAAAGGAGAUAUUCCAUCGUUUCCGGGAUCACGAAGUUCAACCCCAUGCUUGUAUAGACAGGCCUUAACUCCGCAAUUACCAUCUCUUGAUCAUAAUGUAUUAAAUGAAUUAGAGAUGGAAGCUAGAAAAGUUGCAACCUCUGUGGACGCACUGACUGAAAAUUUAGCCGCGAUUCUACAAAACGCUUCAGCUCUCACAGUCGGUUGUUUAGAAACAUACAGAGAUGCAGUGUGUAAGACUUGUGACGCUGUGGAUCAUAAUAUAAAAUCAAUGUAUCAAUUAAUGGCUAAGUGCGAAGAACUGUCCAAAUCGAUGGGACCAAUUUAUAAGUUAGCAGAACAGAUCAAAGAAAUGAAAAGGAUGCUGGAGCUGUUUGAAAGCGCGAUGAAUCUAUAAAGCAAUAGGAGGAGAAAGAUGUUGCAUUCUUAUCAAGAUACUUUUAGAUUCAUGACGAAAUGCAAUUGCACUAUGUUAAAUUUACAGUAUGUUAUGAAAAAUGUGUUGAUGUAUCAUACGACAAACAGGAUUACAACUUGUACAAGCUUUUUGGAAAUGUGUGUAUGUAAGAAUACGCGUAUUGUGUGCAUGCGUGCGUGCGGUCGCGUAUUUUUGCGUAUUAAUAUAUAACACAAGUAAUUUGUUUUUUUGUUCAAUUUUUAUCAUGACUACAUCAUAAUUCGUAUAUUGUACAUGAAAUACAUUAUACAAAGUGUUUUAUAAAUGCAUGUUCAAUACUUUA
Atta colombica is the source of this 1787-nucleotide messenger RNA. RefSeq lists its product as uncharacterized. Bases 719 to 1444 code for a protein of 241 amino acids. Lineage: Eukaryota; Metazoa; Arthropoda; Insecta; Hymenoptera; Formicidae. The record is from RefSeq and is a predicted model, not a curated record. Gene Ontology annotation, biological process: lysosome localization. The transcript has 4 exons. Gene Ontology annotation, cellular component: BORC complex.